Messenger RNA from Prunus mume (Japanese apricot), 1185 nucleotides. RefSeq names its product Chalcone-flavanone isomerase family protein (gene FAP3). Gene Ontology annotation, molecular function: intramolecular lyase activity; fatty acid binding. Lineage: Eukaryota; Viridiplantae; Streptophyta; Magnoliopsida; Rosales; Rosaceae. The record is from RefSeq and is a predicted model, not a curated record. Gene Ontology annotation, biological process: fatty acid metabolic process. Gene Ontology annotation, cellular component: chloroplast stroma.
UUUUUUUUUUACUGCAGAGUGAAACAGAGUGCAGGCUAGCUGAAGCCCACCUUGCUCAACCUAUCAAAAUCUUGUCUUUGAAUUACCGAACAGUUUAAUUGGGAAAAGGGUUUUCCUGGAAACACAAAAAAUACAAAUAUGUUUGAAGCUCAAGCAAUUUGCACUCGAACAAGGCUCCAAUUACCCAUUUUUACCAGAAACUGCAUUUCCAGACCCAUAAUUGGUUUUGUGGCUAGAAUUUCAAAUCCAAAUGAACUGUUGUGCCAAACCCACUCUUGCUCUUUCUUGUCUCCUCCGGAGGACAUUAGAACUCAGACCCGUUUCACAUUCAAUGCUUCCUCAUCUUCAGUUGGAAGUGCAGAAUACAUAGAGGAACCUGCUACCAAAGUGAGAUUUCAGACAUCUUUGAGCUUGCCAGGUUGCUCAAUUUCAUUGUCGUUGCUUGGAACCGGAUACAGGGAAAAAGUCUUUGCAAUUAUUGGCGUUAAAGUCUAUGCUGCAGGGCUAUAUGUGAACCAGUCCAUCUUAAAUAGUUUGAAUGCUUGGAAAGGAAGAUCAGCUGCUGAGAUUCAAGAGGAUUCGUCAUUGUUCAGCACCAUUUUUCAAUCUCCCCUGGAGAAAUCAUUACAGAUUGUUCUGGUUAGAGAUGUUGAUGGUAAAACUUUUUGGGAUGCCUUGAAUGAUGCUAUCUCCCCAAGAAUCAAAUCACCCACUCCUGUUGAUGAAUCAGCACUGUCCACAUUCCGUAGUAUCUUCCAAGGGCAACCCCUUAAAAAGGGAACUUUCAUAUUUUUGACUUGGCCAGACCCUUUGAAAAUGCUUGUUUGCAUCUCCGCUGAUGGGCUUCCGUCUAGUGUGGAUGCUGCAAUAGAAUCAGAAAAUGUGGCUUUGGCUCUUUUCGAUGUAUUCUUUGGAGAUACUCCAGUUUCUCCCUCCUUAAAAUCAUCCGUUGUGAAUGGACUGGAAUCAGUCCUCAAGUAGAUGACACAAGUUAGCUUUUUCCUCCUCCUUUUUUUGGAGAUAUGGUUUUAUUCAACCACUGUAUGUCUGUCUAUUUGUCACUUGAGCUGCUUAGCAAAAAAGAAAAAGGUUACUUGAGCUGUCAUCUUUCUUCUAUGUAUCUGUUUAUGUACCUACUUGACAAGGAAAUUGAUGUAUAAUCUAAAAGAAAAUAUGUUUCUCACC